CAUCUUCACAUCACAGAUACCACGGAAGCAGGAAAUAACAGGUUCUGGUGCACCUGACGCGGAGUCAAACCGUCUUGUUCAAACAUAGCACGUUGAUUUAAUUCUUGCAGCCAGCGCAUGAUUUCACUGAGAGCUCUGCAAACGAUCUAAUCUAUUUAGGUCACUAUGUCAGAGAAAGACGAAGAGACAUUCAAAUCUGUGGAUUUGGAGCAGAAAACCGAGAAGUCUCCGGAACCAGACAUCAAUCCUCAAGAAUCUCCAAGUGAAAAAGGAACCGAUAAACCCAGCACACCUUCUACAGAAGCAAAGGGAGAAAGCACCCCCUCUACACAUGCUUCAGCAGCCAAAGUUAAAUGGACAUCAUCUGUGGAACAGUUUAAACUGAAGAGAUUUUUUGUCCUCAGGCCUGGAACACUGGACCAUGGCAUUGAGGAUGUUAAAGCUCUUGUGAAUCCCAAAGAAGAUGGUCCGGUCCAAGGUAUCUGGCUCAUGGCUGAAGUUGAUCAUUGGAACAAUGAGAAAGAGCGAUUGGUGAUCAUCACAGAGAACACCCUCCUCCUCUUCAAAUAUGACUUUGUCAUGCUUAACUGUGAGCAGAUUCAGAAGAUUCCACUCAACUUUAUCGACCGCAUCUGCCAUGGUACCUUCUGCUUUCCACCACGCUCCCUCCUGACGAGAGAAGGUGAGGGUGUGCGGGUGUAUUGGGACAAACUCAGGGAACCAUCUUUCACUUCCCGUUGGAAUCCUUUUUCUGUUGAGUAUCCUUUCACUACAUUCACCUAUCACCCUGUCAGCAGUGCCAAUGAGGAGCUGGGCCGCCUGUGUGAUAUUCAAAACUUCAUGGAGCAGCUGACUUCAGCAGCACAGAAAGCCCACAGCAAGAAUCCUGUACCUGGGAAAGCCAACGGAGUUCUUGUGCUGAAUCAACCCAUUCUAAUUGAAGCAUAUGUGGGUCUGAUGUCUGUCAUAGGCAAUCAAAACAAGUUGGGCUAUUGCUUAGCACGAGGCAAUAUUGGUUUCUGAGGGCACUUUGAGUCUUCCAGUGAUGGUUUACACAAAGUUAUUCUCUUAUACCAGCUGAGCAUGUGUAAUUUAUACUUGUAUAAGAUAAUGAAUAUUAAUAUGGCUACUUUAAAUCAAGGUGAAUGAAACCUUUUAGUUUCAUCUAGUUAUAUUGCCCCAAGAUCUUAACAAUGUCUAUCAGUCAUUUCCUUUGGGUUGUGUCAUAACAUAAAAAAGAAUUUUGUCCCUCCUCCUACGACUUCCUGUGUAGAAAUAUCUUGUUUUUAGUUUUCUGUUUUAGUUAUUUCUCUGCAGAAACUGAUUCUUCACAAUGUCACUGGGAAGGGCCUUUCCUUUCUUUCUGUAUUUUUGCUGAUAUUCUACCUUAUCACAAGCCUUCUUACAAGGCAAUUGAUGCAUGAAGGUACACAAAUCAUAUUUGUUUGAUGGUUUAGGGUUUAUUAUUACAGUAGAACACAGUUCUGGAUUUUCCCUCAUCUUGUAAUUACUACAUUCACUCAGUCUUGAUUUGUUUCUAUAGCAGAAUGUCAAACAUAUUGUCAAGUCUUUUUGAAAAUAAAAAGUAGUACAGAAACUUGGUUCAUUAGUGCUGAAUACAAUAUAUUUUCAUGAACUACAUUUAGGAACAAUAAUAAUACAAAAGUGCUUCAUUUAUCUGAAUAGUCUGCACGAUUUUGAUUUAUAGGGCGUUUCUAAGGUAGGGCAAGUGGCCAGUGUAACCAUGUCUUGUUGAAAAUAUUGUUAUAUAUGUUUUAUACGUUUACAUAUUCAAAAAUAAAACAAAUGUACUGUAUUUGAGUAAUUUAUACAUUCAAGGUGAUUUAAAUAAUCCCCUUAAAAAAUUGCACAAAAAUAUGGCCCCAUGCAGUAAACGUGUAUAAACAUGGUACAUUUGUUUUCAUUUGUUAUUAAAUUGACAAAACAAAUUGGGCAGCAUCUAACCUUGAUUUUGUAUUAUCAAAUUUCAUAGAGAAUUCACACUUGCGGUAAAAAACAAUUAUAGUAAAGAAAGAUGUUUAGUAUAUAAAUAACUUUAUAAAAACACUUAAUUUGAUUCAAUCACUAUUUUAUAUAUAAAUUG
Molecule: messenger RNA, 2104 nt
Organism: Carassius auratus (goldfish)
Lineage: Eukaryota; Metazoa; Chordata; Actinopteri; Cypriniformes; Cyprinidae
Product: tumor protein p63-regulated gene 1-like protein
Exons: 6
Coding region: 166-1023 (285 amino acids)
Cellular component (GO): cytoplasm
Source: RefSeq, a predicted model, not a curated record